AUGCCUGGUGGAGACGGUUCUUCGCAUUUGCUGCCUUCUACCGGCUCUGGGUGGUCGUCGGGUCGCAAGAAAACAUCAACCGGCACUUCCGCCACGGCCGUCGUUGCCGCUACCCCCGCCACUAUUCCGAUUAACCUCGACUCAUCGGAGACGGUUUCGGACCCUAUUACCACUGCCGCUCAAGGUAUGCUAAAUCUGGAUCUCUUAUCGCCGUUUAGUAUGUCCGAUUUUGAUUGGGAUUUUAGUGGGGUAAAUGCUGAUUUCGGUGGUUCCUGGUCGAUCGACGAUCGAUAUCUGCUAUGUAGAACUAGAGAUGGGUCAUUUGAAUUGAUAGAUGUUGCUUUGGGUUUAGGCAUAGAAAAUGUAGCCAAUAGGGGGGACGCUUCCGCCGUUGGAGAUAACCUGGCAACUUUCGAUGAUCUGUCUAUGGCGAGUGUGAGUAGAGAAGAGGGGUUUAGUAUUGAUGAGCAUAACUUGCCUGAGCGACCCGAUUCCCCUUCCAUCGAGCUUUCUUAG
Messenger RNA from Linum trigynum, 516 nucleotides. Lineage: Eukaryota; Viridiplantae; Streptophyta; Magnoliopsida; Malpighiales; Linaceae. The record is from the annotation of a GenBank genome assembly.